AAUAUAAUAAUAAUCAUCAUACUAGAAUUGCUCCGAUGGAGUGCAAUCAAGUCUCUUAAAAAAUCAAUCCAUUAUGCAGUAACCAUAUAGAUCUCAUUGCGAUGCGACCGGCCUGGAUGAAGAGGCUCUGUUCGCGCCUCAAGAACAAACAGAAGAACUACUUCAAUUCGGAUUCGGAAUACUCUGAGUUCGAGCACUCUCUGCCGAUUUGGUUUUCGAUCAUAUUUCUCAUAAUCUACGCCGGUAUUUUCACAUUUGUUUACUAUUACGAUCAAGUUUUGCCGAAGGCCGACACGGAUGAAUACGUCUUUAAAAGUUUCAAUGCAGGCGUACAUUUAAAGCAUCUGGUGGAUCUGGGUCCAAGGGUUGUCGGCAGUGACGCCAACGAGAUUAAAGCUGUAAAAUAUUUGAAUGAUCAAAUCGAGAAAAUCGUCAACGGGAAGAAUCCCUUGCAGAAAAUUGAGCAUAAGGUGGAGGUGGUCAGCGGAUCGUACUUCUUGGAUUACAAACCGUACGGUGCGAUUAACGUGUAUUCCAACGUUAAAAACGUCGUUGCAAGAAUUAAAUCGAAGCACGAGAAUAGUCCGAGUGUCUUGAUCAAUGCGCAUUUUGACUCGGUGCCGGAGAGCCCAGGUGGUAGCGACGAUGGGAUAAUGUGCAGCGUUAUGCUGGAGAUUCUUCGGAUUAUGUCGAAUUUCGAUGAGAGACCGGAGAACAAUAUCGUGUUCUUGUUCAAUGGCGCCGAGGAAACUGCUCUGCAGGCCUCACAUGGCUUCAUCACAAACGACGAAUGGGCCAAAGAUAUUAGGGUCGUUAUUAACUUGGAAGCUACAGGUGCGGAAGGGCGAGAAAUGCUCUUUCAAACUGGUCCGAAGCAGCCAUGGCUCUUGAAGUACUACAGCCAAGUCCCUCAUCCGCAUGCCCAAGUCGCAGGAGAAGAGCUUUUCCAAAGCAACAUAAUCCCAUCGGACACUGAUUUCAGGAUAUUCAGGGAUUACGGCGAUUGCAUAGGUUUCGAUUUUGCUUACACGAGAAACGGAUACAGAUAUCACACGAAAUACGACGAUAACAACAUCAAUAUUGGCGUGAUUCAGCAUACUGGUAAUAAUAUACUCGAGCUCUUGAAGCAGCUCUCCAACGCCCCAGAAGUCGGCGCAGAAUUGGAUGAAAACAGUAGCUACACUGUUUACUACGAUUUUCUUGGAGUUCUCUUCAUCCGAUACGACAGAACGGUGGAACUUAUAUUUAAUAUUCUUUGCAUCGUCAUCUCUCUAUUAUCCUUUGCAAUUUCAGUAUUUUCAUUUAAAAUACAUAAAUCUUUGGCGAACUUCAAGUACGUCGGAAUCGCUCUUGGCGUGUUGCUUCUAUCUUACGUGAUUGCAGUUGCAUUUGUUAUAGUCAUUGGCGUUAUCAUAGAUUCUGUGGAUUACACUAUGAGAUGGUACAAUAACACUUGGCUCAUCUUAGGUUUAUAUUGCGGCCCUGUGGUGGGAAUCAUUAUAACAGGAUUAGUUCUUUUCGCGCGAUUUAACAAGAACAAUACUUUGACUUUAAGUAGGAAGACCCAGAUGACAUUGCAAUUAAAUAAUUUACUUUGGACAAUAAUACUGCUUGUUGGUACAUGCAUCGGUAUAAGAUCGGUGUAUGUAAUUGUAUACCACGUUCUGUUCUCAUCAAUUGGUUUCUUAAUAAUCCAAGUGUUUCGAUUGCAAUUUCAAAAUCACCUGUGGAAGUUGAUCUAUUUCAUUGCGAUGAUAAUACCGACGAUUUUUGUCCUGCAAAUUAGUUUGGAAAUCAUUUAUUUGUUUCUACCGAUUUGUGGUCGCAACGGUGGAGGUUCCAAUCCGGAGAUUAUGGUCUCUGCAAUCUGCUUCUUUCUCACGCUUCUUGCAACAUCAUAUUUCCUACCUUUGUUCAUGGGUGUAAGAAAGGGUUAUUUAAUAGCGAUCGCCUUUUUCGUAUGCUUCGUUGUCUUCUUUAUACUCGUAUUCACGACAGUUACGUUUCCGUACAGCGCAGAAAAUAGACGCCCCCAAAGAUAUCCAUUUUAUCAUACCAGCCGCACGAUAAGAAAUGAUGACGACAUCAUUAUCGAAGACAGUGGUUACACUUUUGCUAAAAACGACAGAAACUCGCCUCUGAUGAUUCAAGAGUACGUCAGCGAAAUUGAGGACUCACUAAGGGAAAUCGGCCAAGAUUGCGAAAGCGCCUUGUUCUGUGGUCUACCCACAACAAAUUCACGUUCGUUGAAGGAUUUGUCUAAAAAUUUCUGGAUGGAAGCUCCGCCUAUUGUAAAGAUAUUACCAAAGACGACGUUGAAAUUGGAAACUAAGAAACAGAUUUCGAGCACAAUUAUAGAAUACACAUUUUUAGUUGAAGGGCCUUCGAGGUUGAAUAUUUAUUUCGCGCCGAAGGAGGAUGUUAAAUUGCUGAAGAUUGGAUUUUUGAAGGAAGUGCCGAACAACGAGAUGACAUGGAACGGCAGACCGGCUUAUUAUAUAUCAUAUGCUAGUGGUGGACCAACAUUCUUCCAAUUCAGUCUUGUGUUCGAGACGCCCAAAGAUUGGGAUAAGAACGUGCUGGAUAUUGCGGUCGCAGGAAAAUAUAUUCACGACGUGCAGAUGAGCAACGAUUACGUUAAAUUCCUGAGCAAAUUUCCCGUUUGGACAUUCGUGAAUCCUUGGGUCGCCACUUACGAAUCUUGGGCAUAUUAAUUUUAAAACAAAGUUUUAUUUGCUAACUGCGUUAAAAACUGAACAUAUAUGAAUAUAUAUAUAUGUACAAAUAUAUUUUUUACUUA
Molecule: messenger RNA, 2800 nt
Organism: Nicrophorus vespilloides
Lineage: Eukaryota; Metazoa; Arthropoda; Insecta; Coleoptera; Silphidae
Product: endoplasmic reticulum metallopeptidase 1-like
Exons: 11
Coding region: 102-2714 (870 amino acids)
Biological process (GO): proteolysis
Molecular function (GO): metalloexopeptidase activity
Source: RefSeq, a predicted model, not a curated record